CAAUGAAAACGAAUCUAUGCGGGUCUUUCACGGAACGCUAUAAAACGACAACUCCUCCAGCGCAAAGCUGCUUUGCUGAGAGAGAGAGAGAGAGAGAGAGAGGAGAGAGCGGGUUCAGUGGUCACCUGAAUUUGUGAACUCUCUUCUAUCUCACAAAUUUCACAAAAAAUAUCCUUCAUUUCUACUCCUCAUUCACAAACCUAAACCUAAUGGCCGUCUCCAGCUUCGCCAAGGCAUUUCCGUCAUUUGAGUGCCGUUCGGAUGCCGACUUCUCCCGUCCGGAGAUUCCUUUUGUUGGAUACUCGGGGAAGUCUAAAUCGGCGACUUUUCGCGGCUACACCGGGGUGCAUGCCUUGUCUUCGCUUAUUUUCAGAUUUCCUCCCAACUUCGUCAGGCAGCUGAGCGUCAAGGCUCGGAGAAACUGCAGCAACAUUGGUGUCGCUCAGGUGGUGGCGGCUUCGUGGUCGAACAACCAGGCGAAUCCGCUUUCGGUCGCGCCCGCGGUCGCGCCGGUUGAGGUUGACACCGGUUUUCAAGAGGUGGUCCCCCCGGCGGCUGAGGAUCCGUCUUUGGAUGGUGAAAAUGUACAGCUUGAGGGUUUGCCUCCUUUCAAAUACGCUUCUUUUUUGAAUUCGGAUGGCAGCGUUGCAAUUCAUGCUGGUGAAAGAUUGGGUCGUGGUAUUGUUACUGAUGCUAUUACUACCCCAGUAGUUAAUACAUCUGCUUAUUUCUUCAAAAAAACUGCCGAUCUCAUUGAUUUUAAGGAAAAAAGACGUGCAAGUUUCGAAUAUGGACGGUACGGGAAUUAUACUACUGUUGUUGCAGAGGACAAGAUAAGUGCACUGGAAGGGGCUGAAUCAACAAUUAUGAUGGCAUCUGGAAUGUGUGCUAGCACUGUCAUGUUGAUGGCAUUGGUCCCUGCUGGUGGGCAUUUGGUCACUACCACUGACUGCUACAGGAAGACUAGGAUAUUCAUUGAGACUAUACUUCCCAAAAUGGGAAUCACUUCCACUGUCAUUGAUCCUGCUGAUAUUGGAGGUCUGGAGUCUGCUCUAGAGAAGAACAAUGUCAGUCUUUUCUUCACAGAGUCUCCAACGAAUCCCUUCUUGAGAUGUGUUGACAUUGAGCGAGUGUCCAAGCUUUGCCAUGAAAAAGGAGCCUUGGUUUGCAUAGAUGGGACAUUUGCAACUCCUCUUAACCAGAAGGCCCUAGCUCUUGGGGCUGAUAUUGUUAUACACUCUGCAACUAAAUUCAUUGGGGGCCACAAUGAUGUUCUUGCAGGCUCUAUCAGUGGACCUGAGAAGUUGAUUUCUGCUGUUCGUAACUUGCAUCAUAUCCUGGGCGGUGCUCUUAAUCCUAAUGCUGCAUAUCUUCUCAUCAGAGGCAUGAAAACGCUGCAUCUUCGUGUACAGCAACAAAACUCAACAGCACAAAGGAUGGUCGAGAUUUUAGAGGCACAUCCCAAGAUUAGGCGUGUGUAUUAUCCAGGCCUGGCUAGUCACCCAGAACAUGAACUUGCUAAGAAGCAAAUGAAUGGUUUUGGUGGCGUAGUUAGUUUUGAGGUUGAUGGAGACCUGCUGACUACCGCAAAAUUUGUUGAUGCACUGAGAAUUCCGUACAUUGCACCUUCCUUUGGAGGUUGUGAAAGCAUUGUGGAUCAACCAGCUAUAAUGUCUUAUUGGGAUCUUCCCCCGUCGGAGAGGGCCAAGUAUGGCAUCUUGGACAAUUUGGUUCGCUUCAGCUUUGGAGUGGAGGACUUUGAGGACUUGAAAGCUGACAUUCUUCAGGCACUGGAGACCAUAUAGGCGUCUAAAUUUCUGCUGAUUGUUUUGUUAUCUUUCUCUCUAGCAUUUAUUUUUCCUUCUAUUAGUAUUAUUCUGUUGAUGUUUUGGUGUUUGACUGCUGUUGAGCAUGAAGCCUUAUUUGAAUUGAGGAUCAUCAAAUGAAUGAUCCAUCAAUGGAUGGCGGUGGUUGUUUGUUCUUAUCAUGCUGUUGUUGUGAUUGAGGGGUCUGAUUGAAAUGGAUUUGAAAUCUAAUAAGAGGUGAGCUAUGCAUGCUCUACAGCCGACUGCUUUUUA
Sesamum indicum (sesame) is the source of this 2078-nucleotide messenger RNA. Its product is annotated as cystathionine gamma-synthase 1, chloroplastic. Gene Ontology annotation, cellular component: chloroplast. Gene Ontology annotation, biological process: transsulfuration. Lineage: Eukaryota; Viridiplantae; Streptophyta; Magnoliopsida; Lamiales; Pedaliaceae. The record is from RefSeq and is a predicted model, not a curated record. Gene Ontology annotation, molecular function: pyridoxal phosphate binding; cystathionine gamma-synthase activity.